Molecule: messenger RNA, 1011 nt
Organism: Durusdinium trenchii
Lineage: Eukaryota; Dinophyceae; Suessiales; Symbiodiniaceae
Source: the annotation of a GenBank genome assembly
AUGGCAGCCCAGCGAAUGAAAGACAUGCUGGCUUUCUUGGCCACUUUGAAAGCUGUAGCAGCCGAUGGUAGCAGUUCCUUUCAGGAGGCCCACAGAAAGAUUUUGGAGAGCUGCCUCGUAGAUCUCAAGGAUUUGAAUCUAUCAAUGCCAGAUGCCACCAGCAUACUCCGGGAUGUCCAAGCAGCUGAAAUUCCUGUGUGGAUGAAGGAUGGCAUUGUCGAAUGUGUGCAACAAAAGGUUGCAAAUGGAAGUGUGAACGGCUCAGGCCCUGUGAAGAAAGUUGCCCACAACGCCUUGCAGGAAAAUUUGCAUUUGCAACACUACCUCGCUGCAGAGGAGUGGGAGAUUCUUCAAGGAAAGCAGGGCUGCAAUGUCAAGAUCUUGGCUCUUUGCAAGCGCUUUGUGGCGUUGGGCCUUACUUCAGAGCUCACAAGUGCUUUGGCGAUAUCACUCCUGUUGCUGGCUUCCCACCAAGGUGCGCCAGAGAAUCUCACAGUUGAUGGGAUGAAGGUAUACCAUAUGCUUCAGGACUUCAAGUCUGCAGUGAAGAAUUGCUCGAAGAGCCGCAAGAGGAGUGAACUCUUGCUGUACCCUCCUUGUCCCCAAGAACUCCCAGAAGCUCUUUUCAAGGCUGCUUACCCCGCUGGCCAGGUUCUGAGUAUGUUGGAGCAGAUGUUGGCCGGCCAGGCGCUUCAAAAACAGCUUGGUUUGACCUAUCUUACCAACAAAAGGAAGCAGCCCUUGGCCAUCAUGAAUGGACCAGCAGAAGUCGAGGCUAGCCCAGCUCCAAGUCCAAGCCCAGAGCCUGCCAAACCAAAAUUGGAGGACACUCCACAAGUCAAGGAGACCAUACCUGUGGAAGUCACACCGCCCAAAACGGUGGACGCCAUGGCCGCUUCUGUGAGGGCACAGCUCCAACACAACAAGGGUUCCGGCAAGCGCCUUGCUGACAGUCAGGAGCCUGAAGCUUCCACACAGAAGGCCAAAGUGGCCAAGAAGACCACGAAGAAG